Messenger RNA from Oncorhynchus tshawytscha (Chinook salmon), 546 nucleotides. Its product is annotated as single-stranded DNA cytosine deaminase-like. Gene Ontology annotation, biological process: cytidine to uridine editing. Gene Ontology annotation, cellular component: cytoplasm; nucleus. The record is from RefSeq and is a predicted model, not a curated record. Gene Ontology annotation, molecular function: cytidine deaminase activity; RNA binding; zinc ion binding. NCBI's taxonomy places the organism in Eukaryota, Metazoa, Chordata, Actinopteri, Salmoniformes, Salmonidae.
GUUCUGUUGGCCCAGAAGAAGUUUAUCUACCACUAUAAGAACAUGCGCUGGGCCAAGGGCCGACACGAAACCUACCUGUGCAUCGUGGUCAAGAGGCGGGUGGGACCAAACUCCCUCUCCUUCGACUUUGGAAACCUGCGCAACCGGUCCGGCUGUCAUGUUGAGCUGCUGUUCCUGCUCCUCCUGGAAGCAGGCGCCCUGUGUCCCUGCCUGUGGGGUUAUGGAGCUCCAGACAGUGUGGGACUGUGUUACUCAGUCACCUGGUUCUGUUCCUGGUCCCCCUGCUCAGACUGCUCCUACAGGCUGGCCCAGUUCCUCAGCCAGACCCCCAACCUCCGCCUCAGGAUCUACGUCUAGGAGGACAGCAGUGCGAGAGAGGGUCUCCGCAUGCUGCAGAGAGCCAGGGUGCAGAUCACUGUCAUGAACUAUGAAGACUAUUUCUACUGUUGUUACUGUUGGCAGACCUUUGUAGCUUGCAGACAGCGUGUGUUUAAGGCCUGGGACGGACUGCAUCAGAACUCACAUGCACACACACUGUACCCUUGA